This is a messenger RNA of Uranotaenia lowii, 1810 nucleotides long. RefSeq names its product cilia- and flagella-associated protein 45. The transcript is spliced from 6 exons. The record is from RefSeq and is a predicted model, not a curated record. The coding region runs from base 391 to 1773 and encodes 460 amino acids. Lineage: Eukaryota; Metazoa; Arthropoda; Insecta; Diptera; Culicidae.
UCAAUGUAUUUUGCGUUGGAUGCAAUGCACAACUUAAUGUUUCUCAAUUAGUAAGUAAGUUCGGUCUGGAAACAUCUCGACGGAACAUUUUUCUCGAGCUUACAACUUGUUACUAUUAAGAGCUUUAGUCAGAUAUGAACAAACGACUGAAAGAUUACAAAAACGUGCCAUUUUCUAACCGCCACAAAACGCUCGGUAGUUUUCAUGCGCGUAUUUUUCCAUAGCAGCGGAGCAAUCGUUGCCUAGCUGCUCAGAACUGUUUGUCACUUUGGAAGUUUGGCCAGUCAAGUCUGUGAAUAGACACUGUUAAAACAGCAUUUGCAUGUCGCAAACUUGAUACUGUUUGAAUAAAAAGUGUUCCGCCAAUUUAAAAAAUCGAAUUUUCUAAAAAUGAACUCCAGCAAUAUUUGGCAGCCGGUGAUUUGGCGGAAGUCUGAAUUAAACAAAAUCAAAAGCAAGGCCAAGUUGCGAACCUUAGAUGACAAGCUCGACGCCUUCAAGCAAAGCGAACUGGAGAAGCGCAACUUACUGGAAGAAUCGGAGAAACGGAAAAAGCGUCUCCAAGAACUGGACAGAGAAAGACAAAUGAAAAGUGAGGGCGCGGGAAACCUGCUGGAAAACAAUGAAAGUCAAGACUCCAGCAGUACAGCUCGCCAAAUUAUUGAUAGGGCUUUCAUGGCUAAACUGGAACAGGAAGAGGAAAUCAAGAGGGCAAACAGAAUUAUUCUCGCUGCCAAGUGUCAUAUUAUCCGAGAUGCACAAAUAGCCGAAAAGCAGGAAAUUCAACGGGAAUUACGAAACGAUGAGCUGAGACUAGAAAAAGCCAUGCUUGAGGAAAACGAAAAGGCGUUGAAAGAAGAAGAAAAGAAACGGGACCAUAAUAAGCUAUUGACAAUGCAACAUUCGGAAGAAAUUCGAAGCCAAUUACAGCAGAAGGAGAAAACAAAACUUAAAGAAGCUGAACGCAUCGAAGAAGAAGCGAGAGUACUGAAGCAAGCCCAGUUAGCCAUCUCGAUCGAAGAAGAAAAACAAGAGAAAGAAAAAAGGGAAAAGGUUAACAGAAUUCGAGACGAUUUGCGAAAAGCAUACGAGUUGUCGGCAUAUUAUAAGCAGCUCGAUUUCGAGGAGCAACGCAUAGCCGAGCUCAAAGUCCAGGAAUAUACUAAGCUUCGCAACGAGAGAAAAGCUAGGCUCGAUUUCGAACGAAAAAUCGCUACCGAAGCCAGGGAAAGGGAACAGGAUAGGAUGUUGAAGAUACAACAAAAACUCUUGACCACUAAAUCCGCCAAAAACGAUAUGGACCUGCGUCGUGGUCAGGAGCACGUGGAAAGAGAAUUUAGGAAACGUGAAAAGGACGCCGUCAUAAGAAAACGAGAGAUCGAGCAACAAAUCGCCGUAGCUAGAGCUGCUCAGCUUGAGGCAGUUAAAACCGAACGUGCCCUCCAGAUCGCCAGGGAUGAAAUGGAUCAUCGGAGGGCUGUAGAAAGGUUUCAGCAAGAAGAGAAAAAAGAAAUUGAUCAUAGGCAAAAGUUAUUGCAACUACGAUCGAAGUAUCGCAGAGAAAUAAUCAAUCAAAUCAAUCAAAAGGAAGAAGAACGACGAGAUAAGGAGAGGUGUGCCAAGAAAGAACAUACUUCAACUCAGGACGAAUCAAGGAAGCGUGAAAUGAACAUAAAAUCUAUCAUAUCCAAUAAAAUCAAGUUAAUGCAGGAGAACGGCGUUCCUGAAAGGUUCAUCAAAGAUGUGGAAAGACAGCUGAAUACAUGCAAGUAAUAGGAAACUGAAGGCAACAAUGAGUUGUACUGAGAAA